Actinia tenebrosa (Australian red waratah sea anemone) is the source of this 2568-nucleotide messenger RNA. RefSeq lists its product as uncharacterized. The record is from RefSeq and is a predicted model, not a curated record. Gene Ontology annotation, molecular function: oxidoreductase activity. NCBI's taxonomy places the organism in Eukaryota, Metazoa, Cnidaria, Anthozoa, Actiniaria, Actiniidae.
GAUGAUAAAAGCAGCGUGAUGAAAUUCCCACAAAACCUCUUCUUUCAGCUAGAAAAUUGACACGUGGUAACUUAUACAAGCAGGAAAUUCAUUUAUAAUAAGGAAAUGGACCAGACUAUUUGUUAUUUUUUAAAAGAAACAAUAUAUCUGCGUGAAUAUAAACUUCAAAUUGGUAUUAAUCAGUGAGCAACCCGACUCUAGAAACGGCAGUCUGCUCUGUAGAAGAUAGUCUACGAGGCAGUCUUAGCAAAGCGGAGUUAAGGCCUAGCUCUACUGAUCCAGUCUUCUUAUUGGACUUAAAUUGAAAUUAAAAUUUGGAAGCCAGAGACAAGAAAGAAGCAUGAAACUGCUGUGUUUCUUGGUGUUUAUCUUGUGGCUUUGUGCUCACGAUACCACCACAGAAGAGAUCUUUACUGCAGCUAAAAGAGGUUUAGAGAACAUCGAACCCAACAAAAACUUUCAAGAAUUUUUCGAGAGAUUUUUUGAAAACUCAAAGCAUUAUCGAGGCUCCCCUCUACCACCUCGUUUAGACCUCGUGUUCAUCGUGGACAGCUCAUCUUUAGUUGGCAUUAAACAGUUCAGGUCUUUGAAAGCAUUUAUUCAAAGUCUUGUGAGUGAGUUCAGCGUGUCACCAUCCACUACAAGGAUUGGUCUUAUUCUGUGCUCCGAGAAACCUUCUCUCGAAUUUUCUAUAAACUAUUUUGUGAAUAAGGAAUGUACAGUGAAAUCGAUGAAAAAAGCAAGAUUCCUUGGUGGUCACCAAUGUAAUCUUGGUUCUUCCUUACAUAUGGCUCAUCAGAUAUUGUCCAAGGCAAGGGGAACGACGUCAUUACGUUACCGGCCAAAGCCAAUUGUCGUCAUUUUGAGCGCUAGCCCACAUGUUAACAAUUCUAGAGCACUGUUAGCUUUUAAAAAGCUAAGGGAUUUUAAAACCGAGAUGUUUUUUCUAUGGCUUGGUAAACCUGUACCUAAAGACAAAUAUAAAUCAAUUUUCCCUAUUCCGCUUCACUAUCUAGCGAUGAAAUCUCCAUCAGAGAUGAAAAAUCACUUGACGGAAUUCGUGAAGAGCAGACUUAGAGGGCUGAACCCACAAACCUGUAAUACCACAGGUACAGUAUAUGACGAGUGCAGACGUCGAUGCCGUUGUUCUAACGGCCAAAUGAUCGACUGUUAUCGUGUACGAAAAGAGUUCACUUCCAUGACAUUAGAAGAACGUCGUUUGUACAUCCACGCCCUCAAGACCGUCUCUUCAKUGCAGCCUUACAAACGGAUGUACGAUACAUUGACAACCUACCAUCCCCAAUGGUUCGUAAAGGUUCAUCGUCUCAAUUAUUUCUUUCCAUGGCAUCGAUGGUAUAUCUUUAUAUUUGAGAACUUUUUACGUCAAGUAGAUUGUCGUGUUACGGUACCGUACUGGGACUGGAGCCGCGCGGUAAGCGAUGGACGUCUAUGGAGGAAUAAAUAUCUUUAUGAUAUUUGGUACCCAGGUCCUCACGGCAUUGGAGGAAACGGCCAAGGGAAGAGCCUGUGCGUUGAGAAUGGUCCGUUUCGUGAAGGUGCAUGGACACCCUCGGCAUUUUUGAAUCAGUCUUGUCUGACACGAGAGUUCAAUGACUGUUAUGCCAUCGAUCUACCAAACCGCACAGAUACGGACAAAUAUCUGGAAUUGCCAUACGAUGAAUUCCAAUAUUUCGAAGCAAAUGUUCGUGAAGUUAUGCAUGAUAAUUUUCACAACGCUGUUGGGGGGAUAAUGUCAUGGGACGAGUCUGCCAAUGCUCCAGAGUUCUGGUUUCAUCACGCGUUCCUCGACAAAACUUGGUCUGACUGGCAGGACCGCGGGCGCAAGUUUACAUAUCAAUAUUUUCCAAGCAUCAAAUCAAACUUACCUGGUACUCGCGUCAAAGGUACUGAUUUUAUUGACUUAUCGAAACAGCCAUUGUGUGUGAGGGUACAAUAUGAUCCAGUCAUAGACUCUGAUUUUCCUGACAAUAAACCCGACCCAACAGUAAAAGCUGCAAAAUCAAUAUUUAACUGCGGCGACGACGACGAAGAAUCCAAGGACGAUGAGAUUAAUUACGAUAAUGAUAACAACGAAAAUAUUCAGUACAAUAAUGGUAAUUGAGGUCGUUAGCACCUGAUGCCUUCCUGUAUCAAAUGUAUAUAUUUACAGAGACCCCAAAAUAAUGUCCCACGACUCCAGAAUAGAUUUAUUUCAGAUUUUGCCAGCAGGCUGGUGCUGUACGAUAGGACUUAGGGUCCCCUUACAGUUACAUUGCACCAAUUUCCAACCCCGUAAAAUACCCAUAGCCAUCUCACAAUCAACCCUUUACAUGAUUAGUAAAGGCCAGACACGACGGUGGUCACUGCAUGCCAGGGUUUUACGAGGCCCUUAAACUUGCAGGUCACGUGAUUCUACUUCCUUAAAACGAGGAGAUGUGUCAAAAAUAAACACCAACAAUGAAGGGAAUACCAUGAAUAUUAGUAAGAAGGCGGAGUUUUUAAACUUAAUAGCCCAUGGUAUGUGAUAUAAAAGAAAUUCCACUAAAAUAAAAUCAAUAUAUUUUGAAA